ACAAACGUAAAAGUUUGAACAGAUGCUUGUUUAGAUCAUAGAUUUUGUCCUGUUGUUUUUAUUUGAAAUAAAAUACUUGUAAUAAACUAUUACCUAGUUUUCUUGUUAGCAAUGAUCCACAGUUUGUUUAUUAUAAACCCUUCUGGGGACGUGUUUCUUGAGAAACACUGGAGAAGUGUAAUACCACGUUCUGUGUGUGAUUAUUAUUUGGAAGCUCAACGUGCAUCACCUAAUGAUGUACCACCUGUCUUAGCAGCACCACAUCAUUACUUAAUUUCAAUUCAGAGAGGUGGAGUUGCAUUGGUAGCUGUGAGCAAACAGGAAGUUGCCCCACUUUUUGUUAUUGAAUUUUUACAUAGAGUUGUUGAUACAUUCCAGGACUACUUCUCUGACUGUACGGAAACUAUUAUUAAAGAAAAUUAUGUUGUGGUUUAUGAGCUAUUGGAUGAAAUGUUGGAUAAUGGAUUCCCAUUGGCAACCGAAAGCAAUAUAUUGAAGGAACUGAUUAAACCACCAAAUAUUUUAAGGACAAUUGCUAAUACUGUAACGGGAAAAUCUAAUGUUUCAUCAAUACUGCCCUCUGGUCAGCUAUCUAAUGUACCGUGGCGUAGAUCUGGAGUUAAAUAUGCAAAUAACGAAGCUUACUUUGAUGUGGUUGAAGAAGUGGAUGCAAUUAUCGAUAAAAGUGGUGCCACAGUCUCAGCGGAAAUUCAAGGAUAUGUUGACUGUUGUAUCAAGUUAAGUGGAAUGCCAGAUUUAACCCUUACAUUUGUUAACCCAAGACUGUUUGAUGAUGUAUCAUUCCAUCCAUGUGUAAGAUUUAAGAGAUGGGAGUCAGAAAGAAUCUUGUCAUUUAUACCGCCGGAUGGCAAUUUCCGGUUAAUGUCAUAUCAUGUUGGAUCACAAAGCGUAGUUGCGAUACCUAUUUACGUGAGACACAACCUCGUGCUGAAGUCGAACGGGGAUCAGGGAAGGUUGGAUCUGACUGUCGGGCCUAAACAGACUAUGGGCAGAACUUUAGAGAAUGUAGCACUGGAGAUUUGUAUGCCUAAAUGUGUAUUGAAUUGUUCUUUGACUGCCAACCAAGGGAAAUAUUCGUAUGACCCAGUUAGUAAAGUCCUUAUGUGGGAUAUUGGACGCAUCGAAUUACCGAAGCUACCUAAUAUAAGAGGCACGGUAUCCGUACAAUCGGGUGCGGACACAUCGGGCGCGAACCCGAACAUCAACGUGCACUUCACGAUCCCGCAGCUCGCAGUGAGCGGGCUGCGCGUCAGCCGCCUCGACAUGUACGGCGCUAAGUACAAACCGUUCAAGGGCGUCAAAUAUAUCACGAAGGCCGGCAAAUUCCAUAUAAGAAUGUGAUCGGAUUUUGUUGUUGUAGGGAAUCCUCUUUUCGGUUCUUGUUGAUUUUUAUGAAAGGGUGAAUAUAGACUAUGGCAUUUUUUAGUGAAAUUGAGCAUUCACUCUUUUUAAAUUUGAACGCAGCGUUUUGACGAUACGAUGCUCUUUUUUUUAAUCGGAUUUUAAAAACCAGCGAGCGUAUUGAGAUUGUUACUUUUUUGUAGAAAUAUUACAAAUAUGUAAAUGCACAUUAACUUUCAUCAUUACAACGAACAGAUCGUCGAGCAUUGGCACGAACGAACUUCGUUUACAAAGAAAUGCUCGAGAAAAUGCUCUAGUGUAUACCCACCCUUAUGUAUUUAAAGCUAUCUGUUUAUUAUGUGCAAUGUUUCUGUAGUUAUAAAUUUUGAUUUACACUCGUUGAUGGUUUGAAAGUGGCAGUUACUACCCAGUGUAUUGUUAAACUGUCUUCCACAGUUAUUAAAUAUAAGUGCAUGAGAAUAAACCGACAAUGUUCACUAUUCUAAUAAACAAUUAUGAUUAAGUAUGUAAUAAAGGUUUUAAUUGUCGUGAAAAUAAUAAAAGUAGGUAAUAGAAUCAUUAUUACUAAAUAUGUAAAGAGGAAAUUGGAAAUGUGUUUCUCAGAAGUAGGUAGGAUAGAAAAAUUAAAAUUUUAUCAGGAUACUUGUUUCAUUUAAUUAAAAUUGUAUGUGUAUGUAAUGUUUGUGUCCGUCAAAUUGUUAGGGUCGUGAGCGUGUAAGUGCUGAAUGCAUGAUCGAUUUUGAUCAAUAAUAAUUAUACUAACAAUAUGUAUUAGCAAUUUGAUGAAUGGGCGUUCAUAAUAUGAAAGGAUCUUUGUAUUUUUUUUUUAUAGUUUUUGUAUCUUAUUCUCACAAAACUUGUUAUACUUUACUGAAUAUGUUUAGUUGUUAAGAUUAUAUGUAUAAUAAAAUGUUUUUUUAUAA
This is a messenger RNA of Colias croceus (clouded yellow), 2306 nucleotides long. RefSeq names its product AP-3 complex subunit mu-1 (gene carmine). Lineage: Eukaryota; Metazoa; Arthropoda; Insecta; Lepidoptera; Pieridae. The record is from RefSeq and is a predicted model, not a curated record. The coding region runs from base 112 to 1362 and encodes 416 amino acids. Gene Ontology annotation, biological process: intracellular protein transport; endocytosis. The transcript has 10 exons. Gene Ontology annotation, cellular component: clathrin adaptor complex; cytoplasmic vesicle.